Papilio polytes (common Mormon) is the source of this 997-nucleotide messenger RNA. RefSeq names its product SAP domain-containing ribonucleoprotein. NCBI's taxonomy places the organism in Eukaryota, Metazoa, Arthropoda, Insecta, Lepidoptera, Papilionidae. The transcript has a single exon. Gene Ontology annotation, cellular component: nucleus. The record is from RefSeq and is a predicted model, not a curated record. Gene Ontology annotation, biological process: poly(A)+ mRNA export from nucleus. Bases 97 to 885 code for a protein of 262 amino acids.
UGUCGUUGUCUAAAUGUCAAUGUGUUUGCGAAAAUCCGAGUAAACAAAUUUUUCCAAGGAAAUAAGUUUCAUUUGAAGAAAUAUAAAUAAUAUACAAUGGCUGAUUCAACAGUAACUGAUGUAAGCAAGAUGAAAGUGGUUGAAUUAAGAAAAGAGUUGAAAUCACGUGGACUGUCUUAUGUCGGCGACAAAGCGGAGCUUGUGGCUAGGUUGCAAGCCGCUAUAGCGCAAGACGACCACGGAGAUAUCAACUUAGAUUCAGAUGAAAUAGAUUCUGACGGAGUUCUAGAAGAUGAAGACGAUAAAAGCCACACAGACAUAUUAGACGAUUCCGCCGUAGAUACACUAAACGAGGAAUUGGCACUUGAAGAACAUCCCGAUAAACCUACAAUUGAAUCAAAACCCCAGAGAACAUUAAAAAGAAAAAUAAAUGCCCCAUCCGCAGAACCGGCCAAAGAAAAAUCACAAGAUACAAAAGAAUCUGGUACAAAAAAAAUUGUACUGAAUAGAGCCAUAUCCUUUACACCUAAACAAACUGAGGAAAAUGUAGAGACAAAAUCCGAAGAACCUCCGCCAUCCAACGUUAGCAAAGUCAAACUAGUUACAGACAUAGAUCCCAAGACUAGGUUGGAGAUGAGAGCCAGACGAUUUGGCUUGCCUGUAAAAGUGACAGAGGCAGAGAGGAAAGAAGCUAGAAAGCAACGGUUCCAGAGUUCAGAGCAAAAUACCAUCAGCUCUGCAACUCCUGGCUCGUUACAAGAUAAUCUGGAGAAACUUAAGCAGAGAGCUGAACGAUUUGGACAGUCUGUAUCCUCAAUAAUGGCAGACAUUGAAAAUAAAGAGAGGUUAGAAAAACGUAAGGCAAAGUUUAAUGCUGCAAAAUGAGUUGACAUAAAUUUUAAGUUACUUUCAUUAUUAAUUUACAGUUAAGGACAUUACUAAUUUUAGUAAUAAAAUAGUAUUCAAUAAGUCAUUUAAUAAAGUGGUAAUAAAUCAA